Rhea pennata is the source of this 7538-nucleotide messenger RNA. It is a transcript of the gene LUZP1, whose product is annotated as leucine zipper protein 1. The record is from RefSeq and is a predicted model, not a curated record. Lineage: Eukaryota; Metazoa; Chordata; Aves; Rheiformes; Rheidae. The coding region runs from base 326 to 3685 and encodes 1119 amino acids. The transcript is spliced from 5 exons. Gene Ontology annotation, biological process: neural fold bending.
GGCUGCCAGAGCCCGCGCUAUCCCGGCCGCUGCCCGCGCGGCCAGAGCGCGCCGCGGGCGGCGGGCACGGCGCGGCCGCCCAGAUCUUGUUUAUGGUCCCUGAAUCUCCAUCUGUUAAGACUCUCCUAGAGGCUUGUACAGUGUUUCAAAGAGAAAUACUCACCAUAUGGAUAUUUCAUGCAGAGACCUGACUGAUGCACAUCCAUGAACCUCACCCAUCCAAGAACCUGCACACAGGGUGAGAUUGCCUCUGUCCAAAUAAACUGUAAAAUACCAGGAAAAGGAAGGCAUUUAAAGUUUUGCCCAGAAGGAAUAAAAAAUAAACAUGGCAGAAUUCACAGGUUACAAGGAAACUUCGAAUCGUCACCUACGAUUCAAAUUACAGAGUCUUAGUCGCCGCCUUGAUGAACUGGAGGAAGCCACUAAAAAUCUCCAGAAAGCCGAGGAUGAGCUGCUUGACCUCCAGGACAAAGUUAUCCAGGCAGAAGGCAGCAAUUCCAGCAUGCUGGCUGAUGUCGAAGCCCUGCGGAAAAGAGUGCUGAAGAUUGAAGGCAAGGAUGAAGAAAUAAAGAAAGCAGAAGAGCUUUGCCGGUUAAUGAAAGAAAAACUUGAAGAGGAAGAAAGCCUCACCCGAGAGCUGAAGGCAGAAAUUGAACGACUUCAGAAGAGAAUGGCAGAACUGGAAAAACUGGAGGAAGCCUUCAGCAGAAGCAAGAAUGACUGUACCCAGCUGUGUCUUAGCCUUAAUGAAGAAAAGAACUUGACAAAAAAGAUAUCUACAGAAUUAGAAAUACUUAGAGUGAAAGUGAAAGAACUUGAAGCAUCUGAAGACAAACUAGAUAAAACUGAGCAGAGCUUAACGGGUGAGUUAGAAAAACUGAAAUCCUUAGCACUGAGCUUUAUCAGUGAAAGGAAACAUUUUAAUGAAAGAGAAAAGCAGAACGAAAAGUUAAUCCAGGAGCUAACCCAGAAAUUAGAGCAAAACAAUAAACUAAAUAGAGCAGAUCAAACUAGAAAUGCAUCCAAUUUGUUAGAAAGAUCAUCACAUAAUCUCUUGGAAAGAAAUGAUUUGAAAAUUGAAGAUGAAUUGUCACCUACAUUGCCCUCUAAAGAAACCAGAAGGAAGGGAAGUGUGGAUUACCUAAAACAUGUAGAAAAUGAAACCAGGAAUAAAUCAGAAAACCAAAAGAAUAAAAAUCAGGAAGACAACAAAGUAAAAGAUCUCACACAAGAAAUUGAGAAACUUAAAACUCAGAUCAAGCAUUUUGAAUCUUUAGAAGAAGAACUUAAAAAAAUGAGAGCGAAAAACAAUGACUUGCAGGACAGUUACUUGAGUGAACAAAAUAAAAACAAACUCUUGAUUGGUCAAUUAGAAGAAAUAAAAAUGCAAAUAAAGAAACAAAAAGAUCUGGAGAAUGGAGAGGUAGAAAAUGAAGAUAUGAGCUUUUCUAGCAGGGGGAAACACGAUAGACCUAAAUACAGAGGUAUCACAGCUGAUCUGACAGCUAGCAAGCACAAGGCAAGGGAACUUUCACCUCAGCACCGACGGGAAAGAAUACGGAACAGAGAUUUCUCCUUUGGUAAUGACAGUUACUGCCACAGUGGUAAGCAAGUACCCAGUCCAAGCUUAAUGAACAGGAAAGCCGGAAAGACAUCCAGUGCAUCUACCCUUCUAGAUGCUACUGCAACAGAUACAAAAAGACUGGAAGAGAAAUCUUCAGUUUCCACUUUUUCGUCUGGUCAGAAGGAAGGCUGUGUUACACAGAAUGAGGGAAAGCGAUCAAAAGAGCAGCCGUCUGUCCUCAGUCGAUAUCCUCCUGCUGCACACGAGCAGAAAUCUUGGAAAGCUGCUUCUAAACCUGUUAACGACGCAGGCCUAAGAUCCAAGGUUGAAAAGCCAUAUCAGAUGCUCCGUGGCAACUGCCAAACCAACUCUGAUGCACGGGAUGAAAAAUCAAGCAAAGGAGAAUCAGUGUAUUCUUUGCCUGAGAAGCUGAAAACAAGUCAGACAGAAAUUGCUGACUCUGUGGAUAUGCUCCUCCCCAAGGGUAAUCACACCUCUUCCAAUGGAACUGCUUCAGCAUAUAGGAAUCACCUCUCUUCCCAAACAUCAGCAUCAGACUCCAUCAGCUCUAAAGCAGAAGGAACAAAUGCUUUUGCUGCAUCUCACAAGCAACACUCAGAGGGGAGGGCUAAAAAAGCAGUAAGCUCCCAAGAGAAAGAUUUCACAGACACUUUACUUGAAAAUAUCAAGCCUUCAGCGUUAAUAAAACGUUCACAUCGCUCAAGGAGUCAAGAAGAUAUUCUGCAGAUUCUUACAGGUCUUGAUAAAGAAGACAGAGAACAGUCUUCAACUUCAGCAACAGAUCAUGUAAAUGCUGGUUUAAAAACAGAUUGCCAAACUAUCCAAAGUAGUCAAGAAAAAAUUAAUUCAGAAGAAGAAAUAGGAAGAAGCAAAAAAGCGACCACCCAGUCGGACUUUGAGACAAGAAAGAAAGCCAAUUCCAAAGAGUUCUCCAAUUCCAGGGGAGUUUUUAGAGCAUCUGUUUUUGAAAAUGACAAGAAUAUUGUAAAUGAUGAAGAAUCCACCAAAUCUAUAAAAUCAUCAGAUGCCAGCACCGGAGGAUUUAAAUCCAGAAGGUCAUUCAGCCCAAGAGAAGCUUUGAGAUCAAAAGCCAUCAUUAAACCUGCAAUCAUUGAAAAAGACAUGAAAGCAGUAAUGGGAGAGACUGUUUCUGAGGCAGAGUCAGAAAAACAGAAAGGUGUUUUCAAAACCAUAACAAAUAAAAUGACAAGCAGUAUCACAAUUUUCCCUUCUGAGCCAACAUCUUCAAGGACUAGUGCAGAUGUAGCAACAAAGGAAAGGCAUAUUACCACCAGCAACAUCAGAGUUGCUCCAAAUGAACCCUCACCAAUAACUAACAGUCUCCCCACACCCUUUGAGAUAUCAAUUAAUAAAAGUGCUCUGAAAUUAUCUGAGACAGACAGAAUUGGAGAUGUAGCUCUGAGAAGUAGAGCAGAAACAGUGGUCUCAAGAAGCAGUAUUAUGAUAAAGCCUUCUGAACUCCCAGAAAAGAACAGUGAGCCAUCUUUGGAGACAAUCAGCUGGAAGAACCAUGGCUCUUUGGACACUGUUUCAUCAGAAACAAAACAUGUCACUGUGAGAAGUUCUUGGAGAACAAGACAAGGCUUACAUUCCCUGGACGACUCUCAAACCAAAGUGGAGAAAAAUGCAGCUUCAAGUACUACAAACAUGUGCAGAUCCUCUGCAGAUAUCUCUGAAACUGAGGGGAACCAUGCAAGAACAAACUCACUUGAGCAGAACUCAACACGGAUGAGUGCUGUAGCCAAUUCCUGGAAUGACCCUGAACUGGGCUCCCGAAGGACCAAAAGUAACUUAAGUGCAUCUGAACUGCUAACACGCAGGAGCUACAUCAGUGAUCCUACAGUGGCUUCUACUUGGCACCGAACCGCAUUACCUGAGGAAAGCAAAGAUUUUGUGCCUAGUUCCAGAAGAAAACAAUAUGGCUCUUCUGAGUAUCUUUCACAGGUUGACACAUCAGGAAAAAGGUCAGCUUCCAAGAUGGACCUGCAGGACACCGAAUCCAAUCCUCGUGCACAGCUGGGUGUCCAAGCAGAGGAGCAGGGUGUUUCCCGUUCCUGCCGGACAACAUCUAGGAGAUGAAUUCCAUUCCACCAAGUGAACACUCUGCAUAGUGAAGCAAGAGACAGGAUAUUACCAAGCUCACAGGUGUCACACCUGCAUUGUAACCUCUCCAGAGGCUUCAGCUAGCCUGAAACCAGUUGUUUUUAAAGGCCACAGGACAUAUACGCAAGGUGGCAUAACUGUCCAGGGAAGCCACCACCUCUCCACUCUGCACAGUAGCUCCAGGUGGUGCUCUGGUAGAAGCUAUUAGCACAGCAUCUGCCCUGAGGAUGGUGAUUGUGUGAGACUACACAAUCACACAUCUGUAUGUCAUAUUUCUUCCCUCUCCCUUAGUUAUAUAUGCCUUAAUUCUGAGAGGCAAAUAAACCUCCCUCCUGCCCCCCCCCCCAAACAAAAAAAAAGUUUGUUGGAAAAUAUCAAAACACUUAUGUAAAGUGUUUCCUAAAAGGAAAGUGUUCCAGUGAUAGGAUUUUUUUUUAAAUAAAGUCCGAGUGGAGGAAGAAAAAAGGUUCUAUUUUUGAAAAAAAUAUUGUCCUAUACCAUUUUAGAUUUUUCCCAAAAUUUAUAUUUUUAACAUUUCAUUUUAUCGCUCAUUUCAUGUAGAAGUGUCAGGUUGCAUAAAAACACAAAAAGAUAAUGCUUUUAAAUUAAGAUUAUUAGAGCACCUGCACUUAGUAUUGAAAUUAAAGUAUAUUAAAAUAAACUGUUAUCAAGUACUGUUCCUUGCCCCUUCACGAGAUGACAGUGCUAGCAGAGAAUGGGGUAAGUAUCAAGUAUAAUAGAAGCAGCUUUUAAAUUCAAAAUUCAAACUGAAGAAAUUGAAAUUUUACAGUUAAAUUCAGAUUUCUGAAAUUCUCUACCACGCUCCUCUCCUCUGUUUAUUGGGACGCAUUGAAAAACUGGCAUGUAUUUUGCAAUGUGAAACUAAAAUACAUUUAUGAACUAGCCUGUGAAAGUGCAACAUCCACCUUGCACCUCGCUUUGCUCAGGGUAUGACCGUGUGGUAGGACCACCAUUAAAAAAAAAAAGAAAAAAGAAAAAAAAACAAUCUCAGCAGUUUAAUAAUACAAAUUUCCUUUCCCUUUUCACAUAGUCUUCAAGGCUCUUUACAGCUCAUAAAUAGCAUCUCAGCCUGGCCAGCAGCGACACAUGCUGUAGCAGUGCUUUCAUGGGUCAGGCUUGCUUGCUAGCUAGCGUCUCUCUGCCAGCCCCAGGAUAUUGGGUUCUGGCUCUUUUCCUCUUAUUUUCAUGUUAGAGGAAAUAUUUCCCUUAAGAUUAAAAGAAUAAAAUAAAUAAAUAAAGAAAGAAAGAAAAAAGCUACCUCAGGCCGUUUCCCAUGUUUCAUGGCAGAUGUUGCUGUGAAAAACCUUGCCACACCAGUACCAUCAUUCCAUAGCCAGCAACUUGAAUGCCUUGUGCAAUAACUGCUUUCUGAACCUGGAAGUUGGCUUCUCAAAGGAUCCUUGGCACAUACAUGCCUCUUCAGAUAUCCACAGUAACUAUUUACCACCAUUUACAUUCCCAGACCUGCUGCUCAGCUGCUUUCCAGCAAUAUAAAAUAUGUCUAGCUGUAGUUGCUAUAAAAGAACUGCUGUUGACCUGCUUGACAUUGCAGCUCAAUCCUACAGAGAAGCAGAGUAUUUAAAAUCCCACCUUCUGUCCUGUGUCAGUGCUAUUCAUGAUUUUGAACAGUCAAAUGCAACAGCUAGACAGGCAGCAUAGCACAUACCACCGCCACCGAGGAUGAGGAUUGCUCCAAUCAUCUACUUCAUGGCUUUCCUCGCAGUGACAAUCCCCAUCCUGCUGUAGGACAGUGGUCCAAGUCCGACAGGAGAUACACAUGUUCACCAGCUCCCUUCUUUUCAAGUUUCUGGCAUUACUCCAGCUUAAUGCAGUGCUUCCAAAGCUCCUUCCAAGGGAACUGGUUUGAAUCCUGGCAAUGAAAUCUCUGUGUCUUCACAAUAGUGCGUGCCAGGUUAACAUAGGCUUUCCUGCAGCUGGUUUCAAAGCUCUGUUUUACCCUUUCAGUCCCACAGCUCACCCCAAUAAUGCAGCCACAUUCCUGAAAUCAUGGAGAGGGAAAGAAAACCCCCAAACCACACACACACACACACACCCCAGUGGCAAUAGCUGCCAUUUUUCUCUUCUGUCAACCAGAGCCUCUCUCUUCCUUAGAGAGAGCCAAGGGCAACUGGAGGGAAUGUCACUGCUCACACCGCAGAGUAAGAGCCUCUCAGAUAUGGACACAACACACUCAACAACGCAACUACUCCGGCACUAUCUGCUCUCCUCAGGUGCUUCUCACAGAGUAAGUUUGUCUCCUUUUCUCCAGCUGCUUUGUCCUCAAGGAGACAGAGCAAGGCUAAAGGCAGCCUUCGUCCUGCAUUCAGUAUUUUACAGGACGUACCUUGAAUACAGGCUCGGUCUCGCUGCUUCCAAGUAGUAAAUACAGAUGUCAUUCAGUAACUGUAAACUCGGUUAUUUUUACCGCAACUGAGAUUAAAUCUGAGAAAGAAAAACCCUUUUUAAAAUUGAACGGGGCCAUGACCUCUAAUCAUGAGUGCAAUAGAGCUGAUUGUAUUGUUAAACUUAUAGUGAUGACUUCAGGAAACACGAUGUGUUACUCAAAUUGCACACUUUUUUGAACAGCUGUAAAAUAGAGUAUAUGUGUAAAUAUUGCCAUCACUGAAGAAAUAUUUGUAAUUUUAGCAUAUAAAUAUAUCAGGCUUUUCAGUGGACUCAGUGCUGAGAAGCUGUGCAUCAAGCAUUCGGAUAAUUCCAAAGUUGUAAAUAUAUUUGCUGUACAGAGGAAGUGUGUCAGUGCUCUGCCUCUUCUCCCAAGGAAGCAAAGAGACUGGUCCCUUUUGGAGAGCUAGCAGCUUUCAUCAGAAAAGGCUGAAGCCAGCUUGAGGGCCAGCAGCUUGCUACUUCAUGGAGCUGCUUCCUUUGUAUCUGGAAAUGGCACUGCAGUUUCCCUUGGUAAUGCUGUGAGCAGAAGGCAGUCUCUCCAGCAGCUCAGGUAGUAUGGAGGGAGGACAGCUUCACAUUCAGCCACCAGUGCCAAGUGUUGUCAAGCUGCAGCUCACUGGACACGGAUGAGGGUAAUCUCUUUCUGCAGACAGCACCUCCAGAAAAGGGGACAUGGCAGAAAGCACAGGGAAGGCUGGCAACACCUCGGUGCUCCAAGAGACAACUGACAUGAGCAAUUCCUUAGCUGCAGAUUGAAGCAAUAGUCAUAUCGGUGUUACCUCUAAAUAGUAGACCUCAUCUCUGCCACCCCUGCACAUCACUACGGAGUGGUUCAAACAUUGCUACAAGGCCAACCUCCGGUGGUCUGCUCUACACAUGAUGAAACAUGAAGCCAUUUUUCACAGAGGCCUCUGAUGGUCGGUAAACUAAACACCCAAAGGAUUAUCUUCCUAGGCUGUCCAGCAUGCAGUGCAGGCUCCUGCGUGGAAUGUAUUUUUAAGAGAAGAAAUUAUUUUUUUUUUUUGUAUUUGCAGACAUGUUUGUGCUGGGACAGCUUAGUUACAAUAAUGCAAGAAAUUUUUCAUAUUCACAGGCUCGUCCAAGUCAAGCGACUUCUCCAGGGUUACAGUAUUCCCUAUUUUCCUUAAGCAAACUUUGUGUCCAAUCGAGCUAUUGGCACUGUUCCACCCUCUCAAAAUCCUCCCUGUCUCAGCAUGCUCAGAGGGAAGCCAGCUUUUUCCUCUCAAGGCUGCCCAUAUAGCAGAUACAGAUGGUGCUCACCUCUUACACAGUGCUCUUAGUCUGCAUGCCAAAUGUAAUCACACACUUUAUCUGCAUGUCUUUCCUGACUUGAACAUUGUCAGCUCUACAGUAUAUAACCAAUAAAACUCUCUCUUUUUAA